Micromonas commoda is the source of this 2205-nucleotide messenger RNA. RefSeq lists its product with no specific name. Gene Ontology annotation, molecular function: potassium ion binding; magnesium ion binding; pyruvate kinase activity. Bases 1 to 2205 code for a protein of 734 amino acids. The record is from RefSeq and is a predicted model, not a curated record. The transcript has a single exon. Gene Ontology annotation, biological process: glycolytic process. Gene Ontology annotation, cellular component: cytoplasm. Lineage: Eukaryota; Viridiplantae; Chlorophyta; Mamiellophyceae; Mamiellales; Mamiellaceae.
AUGACGCAGAGUAAGGUGAAACUUCAAGAGAGAGGCUCGGAGAUGGGGAUGCUCUCCGGCACCAAUGGGUUAAGGAAGGGCAUGGCGAAGGAGGCGAAUUUAGCUGAAAUCAUCCUGGAACAGGCCGCCCGGCCCAAGAUCAACUACGACAAGUGCAAGGUCAUCGUCACGAUCGGCGGUCCGUUGACCGAGACCGUCGACCAGCUCGCGGAGAUGCUUGAGGCGGGCAUGACCGUCGCUCGCUUUGACUUCACCUCUGGCAGCAGGACGCUCGAGCAGCACCUGCAGACGCUCGAGAAUCUCAGGGCGGCCCAGAAGCGGACCAGGUGCCUGUGCGCAAUCUACUGCGCCUUGGGCGGGAACAUCUUCGCGGUGUCCAGGAAUGACCCCGAAAAAGAGUUCAAUUUCACCAAGGGCCAGACGGUCAAGCUCCUGCACGGCAAACCCGUGUGCGACGACAGCGACGUACUGCACCUGGACAGCAGCAUCGGCGAGCUCGAUUUCGCCGAGACGUUCUCACCCGGAGAUGUCGUCUUCGUCCACCCGUUCCUGCGCGCUGGCGAGCUCACCGCCGAGCUCGAGGUGACCUCCAUCAGCGAACGGGAGAUCGUGUGCGUGUGCCGCAACGACGUGGAGGUGCCGUCCACCGUCAAGCGCCUCGCCGUCAACUUCAGCGGGGCGAAGAAUGCGCCGCCGUUCAACGCGUGUGACGAGGUCAUCGUGAACAAUUUCGCCGUGCCCGCCAACGUGGACUUCAUCUCCGUCGGCGCGGUACGCGACGGCGGUAUGCUCGGGCUCCUCAAGCAGCACGCCCGCAACAGCGGCCUGCCAAGCGUCAGGAUCAUCGCGCAGAUCGAUAACCUCCACGCGCUUCGAGACUUGCCCGGCAUCCUGCGCCAGGCGGACGUGGUCCUGCUCGCGCGCGGCGAGCUCGGCGCGGUUGUGGCGUCCGAGAAGAUGUUCGCGGUCCAAAAGCACGUGCUGAAGAUGUGCGAGAAGGUUGGCAGGCCGUGCAUCGUGACGCGGCUCAUGGACAGCAUGAUCUUUGCGCCCAGGCCCACGCGUGCGGAGGCGACGGACGUGGCUAACAUUGUCCUCGACGGCGCCGACGGCCUCCUUCUCGGUCUCGAGACGCUGGACGGGAACUUUCCGCUAGCCUGCCUCGAGACGGUGUUGUCCAUCGCGCGGGAGGCUGACUCGGUGUACGACUACGAGGCUAGGUACAGGCGACAGAUGGUACAGAUGAACGUCAAGCUGGCCAAGGCAACGGAUUCGCUCCCGUGGGGCGUCGCGCCGCUGGUCAAGGACGACCCGGACCUCGCCAAGAUCAAACCCAACGCGCGCCGCAACUCUCUCACCAUCAGACUGGAGCAGUUCGAGGUGGACGUGAACCUGAAGAAGGAGGCGCUGGCGGCCGCGGCGGUGCAGACGGCUUACCAGAUUGAGGCCAAGCUCAUCGUGGUGUUUUCGCACACGGGAGAGACCACGCGGCUGGUGGCCAAGUACCACCCGCAGUGCCCGGUGCUGUCGCUGUCGAUUCCCACCGUCCACGGCGGUACCGUGCAGUGGAGGGUCGAGGGUGACGUGGAGGCGAGGCAGCAGCUCGUGUACCGCGGCGUGGUGCCGGCGCUGAGCGGCGGAUCCGGCCCGACGCUGGACGACGAGACGGCUCCGGUGGUGCACCAGUUUGGGGCGACGAGGACGGACGUGGAGGCGCUCACCAAGGCGCAGGAGCUCGGUCUGAUCAUGCCGGGUGAUCUCGCGGUGUUCUGCCAGCUCAUCGCGGGUCUCUCCACGGUCAAGGUUGUGGAGUUUGCGGGAAUGAGGAAGCCCAAGAGCAGGACGUUUUCGCCCGAGAUCAGCAGGAGUAGCAGCCCGGGAGUUCCCCGGAUGGCCUCGGACGAUAGCCUAGACACGAAGGAUGCCAUGAAGGAGAUUCAGGCUCGCUUCGGCCGCAUCGGAACCACAGGUAACUUCGAGGAGCUGAAGCAGACCGACGAGGCCAACAAGUCUAAGCCUGGGCUGGUGCAGCGCAACGGCGGCAGGGGUGCAGCGAAGCCCCCAAGAUCUUCAAAUUCCUCAGCUUCACUGCCGCGGGUGGAUUCCGGGGUCAGCACGGACAGUCCGGACUCGACUCAUCACGAAGGACGGACAGGGGUCGCACGGCCGAAGAAGACGAAGUCAGCCCACUUCAUCCCAUUCUGA